AUGUACACUUCAACCAUCGCCCUUGCUCUCGCUCCCCUUCUCCUCCUCGCCCGCGCAGAUGUCAAUCUCGACCGCGACGACAUCCCCAGAGAAUGCGACACCAUCUGCAACCCCAUCGUCGACCUAACCCGCGCUUGCGACACUGACCUCCGAGGAGACCGUGACCGUGACGAAGACCGUCUCGAGGCUCAAUGUGUCUGCACCAACGAUUCUUUCAACGUUGCGCGUGUUGCUGCGCUUUGCGCGGACUGUAUUCACCAGAAUGUUCGUCGUGAUAAUGACGACGAUGACAAUGACAAUGAUGAGACUGAGGAUAUCGACGAUAUCCUCUACACCUGCGGUUUCUCUUCUACUACAUACGUUGCUUCUGCCGCUUCAGCUGCUGUCUCGGGCGUCAGCGUCGAUGCGACCCGUCCUACUGACGCUUCGCAAUUGACCACCACAAUUAUUGCCGGCGCUACUCGCACGCAGGGUGGUGGUAGUGCUUCCAACACUGGUAGCAACAACAACAAUGAUGCUUCCGACACUGGUGCUGCUGCUGACGGUGCUUCUGCUACCAAUGAUGCUUCAAGCCCUGAUGAGACCAACGCUGCUGCUGCUAUGGCCCCUGCUGGAUUUGUCGGUGCUGUAAUCGGUGCCGCCAUGCUUCUCGCUUAA
Fusarium coffeatum is the source of this 657-nucleotide messenger RNA. RefSeq lists its product as uncharacterized. The transcript has 2 exons. The record is from RefSeq and is a predicted model, not a curated record. Lineage: Eukaryota; Fungi; Ascomycota; Sordariomycetes; Hypocreales; Nectriaceae. The coding region runs from base 1 to 657 and encodes 218 amino acids.